CCGCCGGAGUUCCAGGUCUCGACUUCAUGCUCGACUUCACUGCUCUGCUCCAGGAGGCCAGCCUGUGUGGCCCUGUGACCUGCAAGGUAUUGGAGAGCCACAGCUAAGACUCCAGGAACCCCUGGAAGCCUAGAAAUGGGACUGUUGACAUUUAGGGAUGUGGCCAUAGAAUUCUCUCUGGAGGAGUGGCAAUGUCUGGACACUGCACAGCAGAAUUUAUAUAGGAAUGUGAUGUUAGAGAACUACAGAAACCUGGCCUUCCUGGGUAUUGCUGUCUCUAAGCCAGACCUGAUUACUUGUCUGGAGCAAGGAAAAGAGCCCUGGAAUAUGAAACAACAUGAGAUGGUGGAUGAACCUCCAGGUAUAUGUCCUCAUUUUGCUCAAGACUUUUGGCCAGAGCAGAGCAUGGAAGAUUCUUUUCAAAAAGUAUUACUGAGAAAAUAUGAAAAAUGUGGAUGUGAGACUUUACAGUUAAGAAAAGGUUGUAAAAGUGUGAAUGAGUGUAAGGUGCACAAAGAAGGUUAUAAUAAACUUAACCAGUGUCUCACAACUGCCCAGAGCAAAGUAUUUCAAUGUGGUAAAUAUUUGAAAGUCUUCUAUAAAUUUUUAAAUUCAAACAGACAUACGGUAAGACAUACUGGAAAGAAAUGCUUCAAAUGUAAAAAAUGUGUCAAAUCAUUUUGCAUCCGUUUACACAAAACCCAACAUAAAUGCGUUUAUAUUACAGAGAAGUCCUAUAAAUGUAAAGAAUGUGAAAAAACCUUUCAUUGGUCCUCAACCCUUACUAAUCAUAAGAAAAUUCAUACUGAAGAUAAACCCUACAAAUGUGAAGAAUGUGGCAAAGCUUUUAAGCAACUGUCAACCCUUACUACACACAAAAUCAUUUGUGCUGAAGAGAAAAUCUACAAGUGUGAAGAAUGUGGCAAAGCAUUUCUAUGGUCCUCAACCUUAACUAGACAUAAGAGGUUACACACUCGAGAGAAGCCCUACAAAUGUGAAGAAUGUGGCAAAGCUUUUAGGCAAUCCUCAACCCUUACUAAACAUAAGAUAAUUCAUACUGGAGAGAAACCCUGCAAAUUUGAAGAAUGUGGCAAAGCUUUUAGGCAAUCCUUAACCCUUAAUAAACAUAAGAUAAUUCAUAGUAGAGAGAAACCCUACAAAUGUAAAGAAUGUGGCAAAGCUUUUAAGCAAUUCUCAACACUUACUACAUAUAAAAUAAUUCAUGCUGGAAAGAAACUCUACAAUUGUGAAGAAUAUGGCAAAGCUUUUAAUCAAUCCUCAAAUCUUUCUACACAUAAGAUAAUUCAUACUGGAGAGAAGUCUUACAAGUGUGAAGAAUGUGGCAAAGCAUUUCUGUGGUCCUCAACCCUAACUAGACAUAAGAGGAUGCACACUGGAGAGAAGCCCUGCAAAUGUGAAGAAUGUGGCAAAGCUUUUAGCCAUUCCUCAACCCUUGCUAAACACAAGAGAAUUCAUACUGGAGAGAAACCCUACAAAUGUAAAGAAUGUGGCAAAGCUUUUAGCAAUUCCUCAACCCUUACUAAUCAUAAGAUAACUCAUACUGAAGAGAAACCCUACAAAUGUAAAGAAUGUGGCAAAGCUUUUAAGCGACUCUCAACCCUUACUAAACAUAAAAUAAUACAUGCUGGAGAGAAACUCUACAAAUGUGAAGAAUGUGGCAAAGCUUUUAAUCGAUCUUCAAAUCUUACUACGCAUAAGAUAAUUCAUACUGGAGAGAAACCUUACAAGUGUGAAGAAUGUGGCAAAGCAUUUAACUGGUCCUCAAGCCUUACUAAACAUAAAAGAAUUCAUACUCGAGAGAAACCCUUCAAAUGUAAAGAAUGUGGCAAAGCAUUUAUAUGGUCUUCAACCCUAACUCGACAUAAGAGGAUACACACUGGAGAGAAGCCCUACAAAUGUGAAGAAUGUGGCAAAGCUUUUAGCCAUUCCUCAACCCUUACUAAGCAUAAGACAAUUCAUACUGGAGAGAAACCCUACAAAUGUAAAGAAUGUGGCAAAGCUUUUAAGCACCCCUCAACCCUUGCUAAACAUAAAAUAAUACAUGCUGGAGGGAAACUCUACAAAUGUGAAGAAUGUGGCAUAGCUUUUAAUCAAUCUUCAAAUCUUACUACACAUAAGAUAAUUCAUACUAAAGAGAAAACUUCAGAGAGUGAAGAAUGUGACAAAGCAUUUAUCUGGUCCUCAACCCUUACUGAACAUAAGAGGAUUCAUACCAGAGAGAAAACCUACAAAUGUGAAGAAUGUGGCAAAGCAUUUAGCCAACCUUCACACCUUACUACACAUAAGAGGAUGCACACUGGAGAGAAACCCUACAAAUGUGAAGAAUGUGGCAAAGCUUUUAGCCAAUCCUCAACCCUUACUACACAUAAGAUAAUUCAUACUGGACAGAAACCCUACAAAUGUGAAGAAUGUGGCAAAGCUUUUAGGAAAUCUUCAACUCUUACUGAACAUAAGAUAAUUCAUACUGGAGAGAAGCCCUACAAAUGUGAAGAAUGUGGCAAAGCAUUUAGCCAAUCCUCAACCCUAACUAGACAUACAAGGAUGCACACUGGAGAGAAGCCAUACAAAUGUGAAGAAUGUGGUAAAGCUUUUAAUCGAUCCUCAAAGCUUACUACACAUAAGAUAAUUCAUACUGGAGAGAAACCUUACAAGUGUGAAGAAUGUGGCAAAGCAUUUAUAUCAUCCUCAACCCUAAAUGGACAUAAGAGAAUUCAUACUAGAGAGAAACCCUACAAAUGUGAAGAAUGUGGCAAAGCAUUUAGCCAAUCUUCAACCCUAACUAGACAUAAGAGGUUGCACACUGGAGAGAAACCCUACAAAUGUGCAGAAUGUGGCAAAGCCUUUAGAGAGUGCUCAGCUCUUACUAAACAUAAGAUAAUUCACACUGGAGAGAAACCCUACAAAUGUGAAAAAUGUGGCAAAGCCUUUAACCAGUCUUCAAUCCUUACUAACCAUAAGAAAAUUCAUACUAGAGAGAAACCCUACAAAUGUAAAGAAUGUGGCAAAUCUUUUAACCGGUCUUCAACCUUUACUAAACAUAAGGUAAUUCAUACUGGAGUAAAACUCUACAAAUGUGAAGAAUGUGGCAAAUCCUUUUUCUGGUCCUCAGCCCUAACCAGACAUAAGAAAAUUCAUACUGGACUGCAACCCUAUAAACAGGAAAAAUUUGGCAAAGCCUUUAACCAGUUUUCACACCUUACUACAGAUAAGAUAACUCAUAUUGGAGAGAAAUCUUACAAGUGUGAAUAAUGUGGUAAAGUCUAUAAAAAGUCCUGAAUUCUUAACAGACAUAAGAUUAUUCAUACUGGAGAGAAACUCUACAAACCUGAAAGAUGUGCCAAUGCUUUUGACAAGUCAAACUUUUCUAAACAUCAAGAAAAUCAUGCUGCUGAGAAAUCCUAGAAAUGUGAAGAAUGUGACAAAGCCUCUAAAUGAUUGUCACACUUGAUCAUAGGUAAGAAAAUUCAUACUGGCGAAAACUACCAAUGUGAACAAUGUGGCCAAGCUUUGAACCAAUGCUCAUGCCUUAAUGUAUAGGAAAGCAUUUAUACUUGAGAAAACGUGUACAAAUGUAGACAAAGUUAAAAAGCCAUUAAUACCUGCUCACAUCGUACUCAAAAUCAGAGCGUUCAUACUAAAUAAAAACAUUAGAAGUGUAAUUACUGUCAAAAGAUCGAUCAGAAAAUAUGUCUUUAAAGUACAGAAGAGUAUUUAUUUUGAAAAAGCAUUACAAAUAUGAAGAGGCAUUAUUUAUGACCUUUUCUAUGGAAAGGUAAGAACAUUAAAAUGUAAGAUGCAUGAUGAAAAUUUAAGUAGAGAGGAUCUUUAUGGUUAACUUAUAAUAUUGAGUGAUGCAUGAGGUAGGUGUUCAGAUUAAUAUUCUGCAUUAUUAUGAAAGAAAAACAUUCUUAAUUUUAGUUAAAAUUUAGUAUGAUUUAUUGUAUUUUUAUGAAAUAUAUGCAGCGUAUUUUUAACUUAUAAAUUACAUGUGAACUUAACUUUUCAACUUAACAGUUUUAACAUGUUAAAUACUAUGGUGAAUUCAAUGAAGUGUUAUUAUGCCAGUAACUUUAACCUAUUCCACCUUACUCAAGGGUGUAGGUAAAAGAUGGUAAAAAUACACUAUUUGGUGAGACAAUGAACUGACAUCUCUAGUAAAUUUUUUUUGCCAGUGAAUUUUAAUUGCCAUUAAGUUAAAGAAUAUUGUUCCUAUAGGCUAAAUUUUUAUUUUUAUUUUCACAUUUAAAUUUAUUUUCCUUGAUUUUUGUGGAUACGUAAUAUGUGUACAUAUUAUGCCAUAUAUGGCAUAUUUUGAUACGGGCAUGCAAUAUAUAACAAUCACAUUAGACUAAAUGCGGUCUCCAUUACCUCUAGCAUUUAUUCUUUGUAUUACAAGCAAUUCAAUUCUACAGUUUGUUAUUUUUAAAUGUACAAUUAAAUUGUUAUUGAUUACAGGAUUAUUUUUAUGGUCAUAAUAAAACUUAUAUACAAACAUAAGUAAAAUCCAUACAUUUCUGAGUCCCAAAUAAAUCUUUUUUA
Pongo pygmaeus (Bornean orangutan) is the source of this 4560-nucleotide messenger RNA. RefSeq names its product zinc finger protein 91 (gene ZNF91). Bases 136 to 3270 code for a protein of 1044 amino acids. Gene Ontology annotation, biological process: regulation of DNA-templated transcription. Lineage: Eukaryota; Metazoa; Chordata; Mammalia; Primates; Hominidae. The record is from RefSeq and is a predicted model, not a curated record. Gene Ontology annotation, molecular function: DNA-binding transcription factor activity, RNA polymerase II-specific; RNA polymerase II cis-regulatory region sequence-specific DNA binding. The transcript has 4 exons.